Molecule: messenger RNA, 1635 nt
Organism: [Candida] anglica
Lineage: Eukaryota; Fungi; Ascomycota; Pichiomycetes; Serinales; Debaryomycetaceae
Source: the annotation of a GenBank genome assembly
AUGGGGUUAUUAGACAAGAUUCGAGCAAGGACUAUUCUGGAGGUAUCCCAACAGAAAGUUGAGAAUCAAACGAGUUUAGAAGAUAGCAACAAGAAGGGGACCGACACCAUUGUCCGCGAAAGGUCAUUAGAUAACGACGAGCCAUAUAUCGAUUUAAGUCUUAAUCUAACUCCAGAACAAGUGGAAGAACGGAAUUCUAAGUGGUUCAAAUUUAAAUUAUUUCUUUGGGACUCUCAUGAUAAGCACCCACUUGAAAAGAAGUUUCUUUUUAAGCUCGACUUCUUUAUUCUUAGUUCUUCUAUGUUGGGGUAUUUCAUUAAGAACUUGAAUCAGACAAAUGUUACCACUGCUUACGUUAACGGUAUGAGCGAGUACUAUGAUAUGACAAAGAAUCAAUACAAUUAUAUGACUACCCUUUGGACAGUUGGAUACAUUAUUGGUCAAAUUCCUUCAAAUUUGAUUUUGCACAGAAUUUCCGCCAGAUAUUAUUUAGGAGGAUUGGAAAUCAUAUGGGCAGUCUUGACAAUUUUAACAACUAGAUGCAAAACUAUUAACGGCUUAUAUGCAAUUAGAUUUUUCAUCGGGUUGACCGAAUCUGGGUACUUCCCUGGGUUAGAAUAUUUGGUAGGGAGUUGGUAUGGCCGUGACGAGCUUUCUAAAAGAUCAACUUUUUUCGCAGUUGCAGCAAAUGCAGCCGGACUAAUCUCAGGUCCACUUCAGCAAAGUAUAUUGCAAAACCCUCUGUUUCAAGGCAAGAGUCUCAAGCCAUUUCAAUACAUGUUUAUAUUUGAUGCGGUGAUUUCAUUCCCAAUAGGAUUUUAUACCAUGUUGGUUGACCCUAAUACCCCAUCUACCACCAAUGCUUGGUACUGGACAAAAGAAGAUAAACUCAUUGCUUUGGAAAGACGUAGAAGAAUUGGAGCUCAAUUAAAUACCAGAGAAAAGUACACUUGGAAGAAGAUUAAGUCCUUUUUCAAUACUUGGCAUAUAUAUGUCUUCCCAUUGUUGUUUUUGGCUUUCAAUAACUCCUAUUCAGCAAUCGGGCAACCGACUUUUACCACUUGGAUGAAACUUGAUCUCAAAGUCUCAUCGUAUGUAUAUAAUACCUAUCCUGCAAUCCUAUCAGGAGUUGGUAUUUUUGCAGCCCUAUCUGUUUCCUACAUCGCAGACUUUGUAGGAGGUAAUAAGAACCACAUAUUCAUUGCUAUCUUUUUUUCUUGUGUAAUUUGGGGAUGUGCAUCGCUUUCAUACUGGGACCUUCCAGUUAAUUACCAUUGGUUUUGCUACUUUAUCAUUGGUGUUCCAUUAUCUUGGGGGCAACCACAGAUUUUUUCUUGGGUGAAUAGACUCCUUUUCCAUGAUGAUAUGAAGAGAAACUUUGUUGUUGUUGUUACCAAUACCUUAGCCUACGUGACUGGUGCUUGGGUUCCAAUUUUUGUGUGGAAUACAAAGGAUCAACCUCGAUACUUUAUUGGAUUCACCUAUACAGCCUGUUUAUCUUCAUUUGGUUUAAUAAUGACCUUUUUGGCGUAUUACUUCAGUAGUAAAGACCAUAAGAGAGAAAUCACCAGAGAAAAGAAUCCCAAUGAAGACAGACAAGAUACGGAAAGUGAUUCUGAUUAUAUCAAUCGUUAA